AUGAUUGCCCUGCAUGGCAUCCUGCUUGCCAUUCAUCUCUCGGGAUAUAUCACUGCAGCACUGCCAGAGAAUCACACCGAUCCUUCGACCAACGCUGUAGUCGACAAAGGUACCUUCAGCAAUCCCUCUGUCAAUGUCCGACCGAAAUUCCGAUACUGGAUCCCCGAUGCGUCCGUUGACCCUGAGGUCGUUGCCAACGACGUGCGUGCUGCUGGUGACAUUGGAGCUGCUGGACUCGAAUUACUAGGAUAUUAUCUCUACGGAGGACCUCCGAGCAAUGGAGCUGGUAGGGGAGACUCGGCUCCUGUCGAUUGGGCUACCUAUGGGUUUGGGACUCCAGCUUGGCAUAAUGUCUUUCAAGCAUUUGCACAAGCUCACAAGGACAAUGGGCUGAUCAUGGACUUUGCUAUCGGUCCGAAUCAAGGCACAGGAGUACCAGCUCCAGAAGGGAGUGACGGGCUCUCGUGGGACCUUGUAGCGUUCAACGUCUCCGUACCGACUGGAGGUUCUUUUGAUGGUGUUCUUCCAGGCUGGGGAACUGGUACCUUGCAAGCCGUGAUCACUGGCCGAGCAAUCAAGUCUGAGUACCUGACUUCUCUGGAUCCGGCGCUCCCAGGCGACAUACCAAUGAACCGGACCCAGAUCACCUUGUCCGAGGCGAGUCUCACAGACGUUACCAAGAAGGUGGACGCGAGCGGCCAUUUAUCCGUGACAUUCGAUUCUGACGCAUCCGGCAUCAACAACACCAUUUUUGCCGUGUACCUGAUUCACUCUGAUUUCAGGGCACAAGACGGACCAGAAGAUCUGGGUGGCCCACAGACGUCAGCACACUCAUUUGUCCAGAAUGGUUCGUGGGCGGCAGAUCACUUCUCAGCCCUCGGCGCGGAAACAAUCACAAAGUACUGGGAGCAAUAUAUCUUGAUCAAUGGAACUAGAGAGCUGCUGAUGGACGUAGGCAACUACGGUUGGGAAGAUAGCGUGGAAAUUGAGGCCAAUGUCUUCUGGACGCAGAACUUCUCCCGCCUGUUUGAAGUCGACCACGGUUACUCGAUCAAUAAAUGGCUACCUACUCUGUUCCACCGGAAUGGCCAUGCGAAGGAAUCUAAUCCUCCGAUAUGGUGGGUCACUGAUGCUCCUGACAGCGGCGAGAGCAGGAGGGCCGAUUAUCGAGAAACACUUGCAAAACAGUAUCAUGCGUACCUCACGGGUUUGAACGAGUGGGCAGAGCAAUACCUGGACUUGCAAUUCUCUGCUCAAAUAUCGUACAACAUGCCCAUGGACAUGCUCGCAAACAUACCAAGCGUUGAUGCUCCAGAAUGCGAGUCCUUAGACUUCAGCGAUCUCAUUGAUGGUUAUCGCCAAUACUCCGGUCCUGCCAAUCUCGCUCGAAGACGUAUCGUCUCUUCCGAAUGUGGCGCCGUUCGUGGCGAAGCCUUUGCUCAAUUGCUACCGGAGCUGCUUUGGCAUGUGAAGCGAUCAUAUGCAGGUGGCGUGAACCAAUUUGUCUUUCAUGGGUUUCCAUAUUCGGGAGAUUAUGGUAACACGACUUGGCCUGUUUUUACCACCUUCAACUAUCAGUAUUCGAAUAUGCAUGGCCCCAGGGAUCCUGGAUGGGACUUUUACAGAGAUCAGAUUGAAUUCGUCGCUCGGAACAACUUCGUCGUCCAGACAGGAGUGCCCAAAUUCGACAUUGCCUUCUGGCAGAAGAUGACAACAUAUCCUGGCCACAUUCAGCUGCGAACCUAUGAGCCGACCGACCUUGAGGAGGCUGGAUAUACCUAUGAGUACGUCAGUCCGGAUAACCUGGAACUCCCCUCUGCGUUUGUGGAGAAUGGGAUACUCGCUCCCGAUGCCCAAGCAUUCAAAGCCAUGGUCGUGCGAGCGAAUGAUUCCCUGACUGUCGAGGGUGCUUCUCGGCUUGUGGACUUCGCUCGUGAGGGACUUCCUAUCAUCUUCUCGGGCGGUAUUCCUUCAUCCUUCCUCGGCACGAACGACGCUAGUGUGCUGAGCGGUGUGAAUCAGUCACUUGAAGGACUGUCGUCUCUGAGGAAUGUGCACAUUACUGAUUCCUAUGAAUCACUGGCUCACACUAUCGCUUCGCUGAGGAUAGCACCAACCACUAAGAUAACUACCAACGGAUCCUGGUUCACGCUGUGGCGAAGAGAUACAAUGACCAAUGUUGACUAUUUCUUCAUAUACAAUGAUGCCAUGAAAGAGCCACCGGGCCAAGGAUAUACCAAAGGCAACAUUGAAUUCAACCUGACGGGGACACCUUACGAGUACGAUGCGUGGACCGGCGCUCAGGAGCCGAUCUUGGCCUAUACUCAGACCAACAAUUCGACGACCAUCUCAUUCAAACUGGCUGGCAAUGAGUCGACGAUCGUGGCAUUUCACCCGGAACCGCUGAACAACUCCACGCGCAAAGGCGAGCACUUGACCAACGUCUCGUCCGGGAUACUGAAGGUGACAACGAAUCCAACCAACGGCACAAUAGUGCUUCAAGUCGGUCCUGGUUCUUCUCCACAGUCAUAUACCACCUCAUCCGGUAAGACAACCACAGUCCAGCCGUGUAGCGCAUCCACGCUUGCCCUGUCGAAUUGGACACUCAUCGUCGAGCACUGGGAUCCACCAUCGGACCUGUCCCUUACCACCGGUACACGAAAGCAUAACACAACACAUCACCUACCUAGCUUAGUAUCAUGGCAAGAUAUCCCCGGUCUACAGAACGUGUCUGGUAGGGGUUACUACAACACGACGUUCACUUGGCCCGUCCCUUCGUCAUCUGCGGCCGAUGGCGCCAUGAUUGAUUUCGGCUUCAUCGUACAUACAUUGCGAGCCUGGGUCAAUGGGCACCAGCUGCCGCCGCUGGAUGUUACAAGACCACAAGCGGAUAUUACGGCAUUCCUGGUCGAGGGGAUGAAUACGGUGGAAGCCGUCGUCGCGACGCCAUUAGGGAAUGUUAUGCGACCGAUCUGGUUUGAUUUGAAGACAAGCGGGACAGGCCCUGGAAGUCCAGGAGCAGGAGGCGUGCCGCCACCGGUCGUGGAUUACGGGUUGAUUGGGAACGUGAAGGUCGUCCCGUACAGCGAGGUGCUUGUUGAGUAUAGGUAGAAAGGAGGGAAGAAAAGUAAGGCUAUGAGGAAAGGGGAGCGCGUGUCCUAUCCCUCCUGUCUGGACGGAGUACCUACAGCAUAGGAGCUUCACUCCGCGCACGAAAGACAAGCAGCCUUGACAAGAACCCAUUUGUUAGGAGCUGAGACCAAUGGAAUACGGUGUCUCUUUCGCC
Molecule: messenger RNA, 3286 nt
Organism: Exophiala xenobiotica
Lineage: Eukaryota; Fungi; Ascomycota; Eurotiomycetes; Chaetothyriales; Herpotrichiellaceae
Exons: 6
Coding region: 1-3111 (1036 amino acids)
Source: RefSeq, a predicted model, not a curated record